AUGGAGACAAGUGCCACAUACUCUGCCAUGCGCUCCAGCAGCAGUUACGGGGCUGCGGCCGGCAGCGUAGCGUUCCCAAGACCGAGAUAUGGAUCAGACACAUGUGAAAAUGCCCCCAGUUUCCAAAGUCACAUGAGUCGGGCCCCAAGUUUGCCUAGAGACCAAGAUGUGCCCACUAGCGUCUUUGACAAUGGUGCUGUAUCGCAAAACGUUUUUGCGGACCCUGGAGCGUAUCACUCAGCUGUUCUUGGGCCGCAUAUGCCUGGAGACCACUUCUCAAACAGGGCUAUGUACGCCCAGGGUGGAAUUGUGUAUAGCAACUUUGCAGCUGGCAUGUACCCACCUGGCAUGGUGGCCAUCCAUAAUAGUACUGCUCUUCCUUACGGCAUGAGGCCGGAGUCUUCGAUGAAGAUGGAGGGCACCGUCCCGGCCUAUUGCCAUUCCUUGCCCAUCCCUUCCCUUCAGUUCAUCCCACGGUUGGUCUGCUCAGUUAGUGAAUCGGGGAAAGGACAAGUGACCCCCGGGUAUUGCCAGUCCUUGCCGGCUGCUGAAACGGCAACGCUUCCAAAGCUCGUGUCGUCCGUGAGUGAGUCGGGCCUAGAUGCAAAGCGCAUCCUGCGCUGCUGCAGUGUGCGUGGGGAGCACAUGAUGCACAUGCAGCCUUGCGUGCAACCGAGCAGGGCCCAAGAGGAAAUGAAGACGACGUACGUGGUGUUGAAUAGCUGCCAGGACGGCGUCAACGCUGUCCUGAAGACCAAGGACACAGGGACGAUGACCUCCAUGAAUGACCUCACCCGGGGACUGCAGCCCCUUCUCGAGUGCAGAGAUGCAGAGGUGCAAACCAUCCCAACGAAGGAAUGUAAAUCUGCAGCAACGAGCCCCUCGGUCGCAGCAGAAGGCCACCCUCACGUGUUCCCAGAGGUUAAUCUGGAGCCCGAGGCAGAGGGUGAGAAGUCUCCGGUGCGGGAGGUGAGGUGGGACGAUGAAGGCAUGACAUGGGAAGUGUAUGGUGCGGCUGUAGACCCCGAGGUCCUUGGCUUGGCCAUCCAGAAGCACCUUGAAAUUCAGAUAGAACAGUUUCAAACUGAACCGGAAGAGAUCUCUAGGAAAAGUACUGAGGAGCUGCCGGCUAAACAGGAAAAGAAAACCUCUUUCAGAACAAUGAUGCAUUGCCUAAGAAAUCCAGGCUGCUGUGCCCGUUCCAGCACAGCAGUGGAAUAA
Podarcis lilfordi (Lilford's wall lizard) is the source of this 1221-nucleotide messenger RNA. The record is from the annotation of a GenBank genome assembly. Lineage: Eukaryota; Metazoa; Chordata; Lepidosauria; Squamata; Lacertidae.